Xenopus laevis (African clawed frog) is the source of this 2974-nucleotide messenger RNA. It is a transcript of the gene samd8.S, whose product is annotated as sterile alpha motif domain containing 8 S homeolog. The record is from RefSeq and is a predicted model, not a curated record. The transcript is spliced from 6 exons. Gene Ontology annotation, biological process: ceramide biosynthetic process. Gene Ontology annotation, molecular function: sphingomyelin synthase activity; phosphotransferase activity, for other substituted phosphate groups; ceramide cholinephosphotransferase activity. The coding region runs from base 399 to 1691 and encodes 430 amino acids. Gene Ontology annotation, cellular component: membrane; plasma membrane; endoplasmic reticulum membrane. Lineage: Eukaryota; Metazoa; Chordata; Amphibia; Anura; Pipidae.
UUAUCUGGAUGAGUACUAAAUUCAUUUAUCACAAUGUUCUCUAGUGCUGAAAAUGCAUUUGACUGUUUUUAAGGACUUGUAUUCUGACUCUUAAAGGGGAAUUCAUAUUAACUUCUAGAAUAGUGAUUAGCCUUUUAGGGAGGAGAGGGGUAUUUUGGAUUUUCCAGUUAUAAACACGUUUGCCUUUAGGACUCCACUACGAAUUUGACGUGACAUGCUAUACGUAAUGAUGAACAUUGUCAGCAGGUGCAUUAUGACAAAGCAAAGCUGCACAUUCAGUUGUUCAAGCCGAACAUUUUGAAGUAAAUUAAAAGCAUUUGCCAAUCCUUGGGAAUUUCUGAUCAGUCAGAAACCUUGAAGUAUUUUCAUACCUUUGGAGUGAUGACAACAGCAAGUCUAUGGCUCUAGCUGCAGCAGCAGCCUGGUUUUGCUUAAAGGGUUCUUCCAAAAGAAUGGCAAACAACCAGCUCUGCAUUCGACGCUGGACUACAAAGCAUGUAGCUAAAUGGCUGAAAGAGGAAGGCUUCUGUGACUAUGUGGACUUGCUGUGUAAUCAUCACCGUCUGGAUGGUACAGCUUUGUUAGCUCUAACAGAAUAUGACCUGAGAUCACCCCCACUAGAAAUCAAGGUUUUGGGGGAUAUUAAGCGUUUAAUGUUGUCUAUACGCAAAUUGCAAAAACAACAUUCUGGUGUUUUGGAGGAACUGGGUUUAAGCAGUGAGUCUCAAAUAGGGUCACUCAGCAUCAACGCCACACCAAGCUCAGACUGGCUUUGCAAUGGAGAACUCUCUCAGGAGUAUAAUGGACUCGUAAGAGAUUCUGGCAUGGAUCAGCAUCAGUAUUCCAAUGGAAAGACCAAAAAUCCAGCAAAAAGGCUUGAUCCUGAGUAUUGGAAGACUGCAAUCAGCUGUGUUUAUGUCUUCAUAGUGUUUGGGUUUACCUCUUUUGUGAUGGUCAUAGUACAUGAACGUGUUCCUGACAUGCAGACAUACCCACCAUUGCCAGACAUCUUUUUAGACAGUGUUCCUCGAAUACCAUGGGCAUUUGCGAUGACAGAGAUGUGUGGAGUUGUAUUGUGCUACAUCUGGAUGCUUGUACUACUACUUCAUAAACACAGGUCGAUUUUGUUACGUCGAUUGUGCAGCUUGAUGGGAACAGUAUUCCUUUUGCGGUGUGUCACCAUGUUUGUCACAUCACUUUCUGUUCCAGGGCAACAUCUCCAGUGUUCAGGAAAGCUAUAUGAUAACAUCUGGGCAAAACUUCAACGAGCUUUUGCUAUCUGGAGUGGCUUUGGCAUGACACUGACUGGAGUGCAUACUUGUGGUGAUUACAUGUUCAGUGGACACACAGUGGUCCUUACUAUGCUCAAUUUCUUUGUCACCGAAUACACCCCUCGAAGCUGGAACUUUCUGCACACAUUAUCCUGGGUCCUCAACCUUUUUGGUAUCUUUUUUAUCUUGGCUGCACAUGAGCAUUAUUCCAUUGAUGUCUUCAUUGCAUUUUACAUUACCACCCGACUGUUCCUUUAUUAUCACACACUGGCUAAUACCCGUGCCUACCAGCAGAGCCGGCGAGCACGUAUCUGGUUCCCGAUGUUCUCCUUUUUCGAGUGCAAUGUUAGAGGACCAGUUCCUAAUGAGUAUUGCUGGCCCUUUUCCCGACCUGUUUUCCUGAAGAAUUUAUUUAGCUGAACUUUCUGCUAUUAUAAUGCAUAUUGGAAUUUGUCAAGAAAGAAGAAAAGACUAAACAUUAAAUCAUGUUUAGAAUUCAUACUUUUGUUCGCUCACAGUAGGAACACUGAACUUUUCUAAGAAAUAAUGUGUAUAUACACACAGUAAAGAGACUUGUCUACUUUUGUCAAUGGUUUAUUUGUAAUUACACUGGAAACAUGUUAUUUUCCAGAUGGUAAAAGGAUAUGUCACUAUAGAUACAUAUUAAAAAACAAAAUUACAAAUAAAUUGUUUUCAAGGCUAAUAUAAAAUAAGCUGCUGUUGAUCUAAUGACAUACCUAUUUAUAACUUAUUUAGAGUUUGUAAGUACAUUAUUGAGGGGUUUCAAGAGCAAGUUACAGUAUAUCUUCUGUCCACUGACUACUUGUCUUUUGUAUGAUAAUAAGUAGUUCAUGUAUAUGAAAGCAUUACAAGCUAAUGAUGCUUCAAUAAUGACAGGAUCUGAGAUUUGUGGAUUGUAGUUAAGCUCUAGUUGUAGGACAAAAUUAUUUGUUGCAUAACCACCGUAGCAAAGUACCCAAAAAUUUUAAAAAUAAUCCAGCUAUUUAACUGAUUAUUUUUGGUCUGUUUUCUGCCAUUACUUGAAAUUUAUUUUUGUGUUGGGAACUGGUGUGUUACUUUUUAGACAUUUUAAAGCCAGAGAGAAUGAUACUGCAUUGCAUGUGUAUGGAAACGUGCAGGGGAUUGCUUCCAAUUCUAUAUUAUUAUUGCUAAUAAUCAGUGUUAAUUCACCUUAAAACUAUAGUUAUUAUAUUAUGUUGAAUUGUUGAUUUUUUUAAUCAAAAACAGCCCUCAGUUUGCUGUAUAUGAUCCUGCACUGUAAGUUACCUGGCUUCAGGAGGUUUUUAACAUGGCUGCUAUUGUAACUUUAUUAACACUAUAUAUCAGUUAUUUAUUAUAAAUAUUAGUUUUCCGUUAAUGUACAGGUAAGGCAUUUGUUUGCUUUGCAACAGUGUUUUUAACAUUUACUACAUGGGACCCAGAUUAAAUCUAGCAGUCUGCUUUGUGAGCUAUUUUAAUGGAUUUUAGAGUCCGAAAAUCCGCCAUUCAGACCUGCUGAGGUUGUAUAUAAGUCAAUGGCAGCGGUCCCUAUCCUAUUUUGAAGCUUGUGUGGUCUGCGCUGGGAGUAGCACAAAAAGUCAACCUUUUCAGGCAAAAUCCCAAAAAAUUGCAGGAUUAGGCUUUUCACUCGAUUUUAAUGACUUUUAACUGAAACGAUUAAAUCAAGCUUUUUAAAUUUUGAA